CCUCACCGCAGCAGUCGCGUCUGGGGCGCGAGUGGCGGCCGAAGGCAGGUGGUAGGGCGUGCGGACCGGCGGGCACGCGCGCGUGCUGGCAGCCGAGGUCCCUCGGGAAGCCGGGGAGCGCCGACACCGCCCCGCACGCUCCGCCUGGCGGCCGGCGGCGCGCGCGAGGGCGGGGGAGGUGCAUGCGUGUGUGCGCGUGAGUGUGUGUGUGAGUGUGUGUGUGUGUGUGUAGCUUGGGUGCGGAGCGUGAGCCACCAGUGCCCGGGUACGAGUUCCCCCGCGGUCUUCCACACCCUCCGUCGGUCCCCGCUCCUUCCCCCCACGACUCGCCAGUGCCCCCACGGUAGCAAAACGAACAGGAGCAUUGGGAAGCAGGUGUGGGGGGUGGGAGGGGUAGCAGCAGACAAAAGGGGCGCGGGGGUCAGCCCGCCAUGGCCUCCCGGAGCCUGGGGGGCCUGAGCGGGAGCCGCGGCGGCGGCGGCGGCGGCGGCAAGAAGAGCCUCAGCGCCCGCAAUGCUGCGGUGGAGAGGAGGAACCUCAUCACGGUGUGCAGAUCGUGGUGGAGAGAAACUAGGUUUUCUGUGAAGACCCUGAUUGAUCGGUCCUGCUUUGAGACAAUUGAUGAUUCCUCUCCUGAAUUUAACAAUUUUGCAGCUAUUUUGGAACAGAUUCUAAGUCACCGGCUAAAAGAGAUAUCCCAAAGUUGCAGAUGGCUGGCUCAUCUCCAAAUACCUCUUCAAGGUCAAGUAACCUGGUUUGGUUAUGAAAGUCCUCGUAGCUUCUGGGACUAUAUCAGAGUGGCUUGCCGGAAAGUUUCACAGAAUUGUAUCUGCAGCAUUGAAAAUAUGGAAAAUGUCAGUUCUUCUAGAGCUAAGGGUAGAGCCUGGAUCAGAGUAGCACUCAUGGAAAAACAUUUAUCUGAAUACAUCUCUACAGCUCUGAGAGACUUCAAAACAACCAGGCGAUUUUAUGAAGAUGGAGCAAUUGUCUUAGGUGAGGAAGCAAAUAUGCUUGCUGGCAUGCUGCUUGGACUAAAUGCUAUUGAUUUCAGCUUCUGCCUCAAGGGAGAAGGAUUGGAUGGAAACUUUCCUGCUGUAAUAGAUUACACACCAUAUUUGAAAUUUACCCAAAGUUCUGACAGCAUCAGCAGUGACGAGGAAGAGCUGAGGACUUUGGGAAGCAGUGGUAGUGAAAGCAGCACUCCAGAGAAUGUCGGGCCUCCUUUCAUCAUGGAUGAGAAUAGUUGGUUCAACAAGUGUAAGAGAGUUAAACAAAAGUAUCAGCUAACCCUGGAACAGAAGGGUUAUCUUGAAGAACUCUUACGACUUCGAGAGAACCAGCUGUCUGAGUCUGUAUCCCAGAAUAAAAUACUACUUCAAAGGAUUGAAGAUUCUGAUCUGGCUCAUAAAUUGGAAAAGGAACAAUUAGAAUAUAUAAUUGUGGAGCUUCAAGAUCAGCUGACUGUGCUAAAGAAUAAUGAUUUAAGAUCAAGACAAGAGUUAACUGCCCACCUCACCAACCAGUGGCCUUCCCCAGGAGCUCUGGAUGUCAAUGCUGUUGCCUUGGAUACGUUGCUUUACCGAAAACACAAUAAACAGUGGUAUGAAAAAAGUUACCAAAGUCUUGACCAGUUAUCAGCUGAAGUCAGCCUUUCUCAGACUUCACUGGAUCCAGGUCAGUCACAAGAAGGAGAUGGGAAACAAGACACAUUAAAUUUAAUCAGUGAAGGUAAAGAAGAUACCCCCUCAUUACUCGGUCUCUGUGGAUCUCUAACAUCAGUGGCAAGUUACAAAUCUCUAACAAGUCUCAAAUCUAAUGACUACCUUGCAAGUCCCACAACAGAGAUGACGAGUCCAGGUCUAACUCCAUCCUGAAAAAUUUUAUGUCAGAGCCAGAAGUUUUUAUGUUGCAAAUGUUCUAUUUACAAUAAGUUUGACUGCUGGGAAAACCUUUGGAAUUUUAUAUUGUUCUGACACAUGUCUGGAAUUCUAUUGCUUCUAUUAGAGAAUUCAGUCCACUCCAUGUGCCCUUCUGAGAGAAAAUGAUCCUGCCAUUUUAAGAUUCUUAUAUUUGUCACUGAGGAAGUUUAAAAAUGAAUAGGCUUUAAAAACCUUCAAAUAUCCUCUAAAUUAAUAAUCCAUUGCUAAUUGUGAUGUAAAUUUAUUAUUCAUCUGAUUUUCAUGUAUUUAGAUGUACUAUAAUUGCCAGAGACUGAGUUCAAGGUUUUAUUCCAGAGACAAAGCUAAGUAUUUUCUUUUACUUUUAUUCAGUGAUUAUAUUUUCUAAAAAAUGAUUUAAUUUCAUUUUUCAUUCAUUUCUUCCUAGGUUUUGAUGUUUAAAUGCCUCUUUUGUAUGAGGAGGUUCUCAGCUGGUUUUGUAGUGGCUUACUCACUUUUUCUUUAAUAGUUAUCAUUUGGUACAACUUUCCAUUAACAUUUUAUAAAUUUUGUAGGAAUGUAUCUUUAGGCCAUUACUAAAUUUGUCAGGGUCCUAGGGAAAGUGUUUUACAUCAUUUUGGUAAAAUGAAUAAACUGUUUUCCCAAGAUUUUCUUAAAAGUUUAUUUAAAAAUAUCAAAUAUUCCUCAGUAGUUGGAAACAUUUAAAAAUGUAGAACAGAUGUUGAAAAGUAUUUUAUUAGGAAAGACUUCGAGUCCAUGUAAGGAUUUGAGAACCUUCAAGUAAGGAUUACUAGAGUCUUAUCAUACUCAACAAUAUGUCUGACAUACAGUGCUGUUUUGUUCUCCCUUAUGUAUAACAAUGAAUCACGCCAUGUUAAUGUUAAAAAACCGAUGUUAAUGUUCGAAACCCCUACACUUCUACAGGUUAAAAAAAAAAAAUUAGUUUCCUUUUUAAAAAAAUUAUGCGCUAUAAAAUCUUUUUGCAGUUUUGGGAAUUUAUAGAUUUCAUCCAUCAAAAUCCCACCAUAUUGAAAGAGAAAAUGUCUGAAGUAUAUUUUCUAUCGUAAGUACUAUGAGGAAAACAUGACCAGUUGUGCCAAAGACGUUUUAUACAUUGUUUACAUGAAGAGGACACAAUACUUAAUGGGGACUUCAUAUGCUAUUUUUGUUUAUUAAUAAAACAUUACAUUCAAACUCAGUUGCUUGACAUGUAGGAACAGUACAACAAUUUAUGAGAGGAGGCAAGAGCGCUGAACAUACUAUACAUCAUUCUUUGUAUUAGAAAUGUGGGAGUGUGGUGGUUCUCUGCAAGAUUUAGGAGCUUUAUUCUCAUGAUUUGGAAUUUAAGAUCAUAAAUAAUAAGAAUGCCAGUCUUAUAAGGAAGUUCAAAUGAAGUCAUUUCAGGAACAAAGGAGGCUUGGAAGCCAUUAAAAUAAGUUAUCCUAGAAGUACCAGAACAUACUCAGAGUUUUUACUUCUUUAGGUUAAGGCUUUAGUACUUGUAAAAAUGCAAAUAUUCUUGAAAAAUGGUACCUUUAACAAUUUAGUGGUAUCUACUCUUAAUUCUAUAUACCUUAUUAUGAGUGAGGUAUCCGAAGCAAUUAUUAAUGAGCAUGGGGAUGGAAGGAAGAUAAAAAAUGAGGACAGUGAAAACCCUGGGAGGAGGGAGAAGGAAAUGGCUAAGGAGAGGAACUUGAAAAUUCUUAGGUUGGCCUUAAGCUCUAUUGCUGCCUUCCUAAAAAACGAUCAGAAUGUUUCAAAUGCUUUAUCCAUGGUCCACUCUCAACUGAUAUUUAUUGUUCCUCAAUAAUUUUAAAAAAUCAUUGUUAAAUUUUUUUCCAUACAUUUUUAUAAUAGGGGAAGGAAAUUCAAGAUUCCAUAAUUGAUCACAUUUUCCAGAUUUGUCUAAUGCAUACAGUAACUUAUGCAUCUUAACAUGCUGCUAUAUGCAGAUUUAAACAUGACAUCUGAGGAUCAUGACUUUUCCUCCUUUCUUGGAGCUCCUGGUAUAAAAUUCAUCUGCUAAUGUGAAUUCAGGUUUCUAUACAGUUCAUUUCACACUAGUUAUACAUGUAGUUAAUGUUUGCAUGAGGAAACAAUGUAUGUCUCAAUCUUUAAUUUUAGGUGGUGGUGUUUACUGUUUACACACCCUACCCAAAACAGAAUGCUGAAUUAUAUGCUAAUAAUUCCAUGUGUAUUUUGUUGCCUUGAUGUACUAUACUUGUUGCAUGUAUAUUAAAAGUUUUGUACCACG
This is a messenger RNA of Mustela lutreola (European mink), 4152 nucleotides long. RefSeq names its product RUN domain containing 3B (gene RUNDC3B). The coding region runs from base 432 to 1874 and encodes 480 amino acids. Lineage: Eukaryota; Metazoa; Chordata; Mammalia; Carnivora; Mustelidae. The transcript has 13 exons. The record is from RefSeq and is a predicted model, not a curated record.